AUGAAUAGAACUGCUAAAAUGAUACGUGUUUUGAUAAUUCUGUCAAUAUGUACGGUUGGUUAUGGAUUAUCUUCAGAGAUCGGAACUCUGUCAAUGUGGACUGCAACACAGUGCGACAAACUUCGUCAUGAUCUACUUUUGAAUUAUGAUAAGUUUUCUAGACCAACACAUCAUUCAAACACGACGAAACUUCGUUUUGGAAUUACCAUUACUCAUGUUGAAUUACAAGAAUUUAAAUCUACUUUAGCAGUACAUGGAUGGAUAAAAAUGGUGUGGAAUGAUGACAAGCUAAGAUGGAACGCUUCAAACUAUGGAAAUCUUUCAGUGUUACGGUUAGCAGAACAUGAAUUUUGGCAACCCGACAUUUACUUAUAUAAUAGUGCAUUGAGCGCCUCAGUUAACCAAUACGGCAAUACUCACAGUUUAGUAUAUCCAAAUGGGGAAGUAUUAUGGGUACCCCCAGUCCAAUUAAAUGUUCUUUGUCAGUUACAUCUAAAAUAUUGGCCGUUUGAUACGCAAGAAUGUUCUUUAAUGUUUGGAUCAUGGACUCACCAUGGUGAACAAAUAGAUAUUCAAAAUUAUAAUGGUAAAGAUAAUAACUCAGUUAUUGUCGAGCUUAGUAUGAUUCUUGACAGAGAAUGGAAAAUUUUAGAAGCUAUACAGAAUGUCGACAAAAAAGAAUAUGAGUGUUGCCCCGGCGAAAUAUAUCCUUAUGUAAACGUUAAAUUAACUAUAUCAAGAGUAUCUGCUGCCUAUAAAACUAUGUUAGUGACGCCUGCAUUAUUGGUAAUUCUUUUAACUUUAUGGAGCUUCUGGUUACCGCCUCAGGCUAGUGAAAAGGUAAUCUUAAAUGGCUGUACAGCGGUUAUAGUAUCCCUAUUUCUACUAUAUUUUACACAACAGAUUCCAAUUAUCGGAGAUGAACUACCGCAAAUAGUUCAAUUUUAUGUGCACUUCCUGUUUAUAAGUGGAUAUUCUAUGAUUGAAUCAGCUCUAGUGAUCAGUCUCUCGCGAGUAAAUCAAGCAAAACCUCUACCUUGGGUCAUUAAAAAGCCGCUGACGGGAUUAUUUGGUCAUUUACUGGGAUUAGGCGAAUAUAUCAAACAGACCACUAGUCCCCAUAAGAAUGUAGAAGUUACAGAUCAUGGAAACCACGACUUCGUUCACUUAUGUAAUGGGGAAGACAGUUAUGUGACUAAAUCAGCCUCUAAUAUAUCAUAUAAACAAGACUGGAUUUUGCUGGCUGCUGCGAUAGAUCGAAUAUUUUUUAUAUCCUUUUCGAUGUUUUUUAUAAUUGGAUAUUUUUGUUUAAGUAAAUAG
Molecule: messenger RNA, 1320 nt
Organism: Diabrotica balteata
Lineage: Eukaryota; Metazoa; Arthropoda; Insecta; Coleoptera; Chrysomelidae
Source: the annotation of a GenBank genome assembly